Messenger RNA from Alligator mississippiensis (American alligator), 4357 nucleotides. RefSeq names its product arylsulfatase B (gene ARSB). The transcript is spliced from 8 exons. Lineage: Eukaryota; Metazoa; Chordata; Crocodylia; Alligatoridae. The coding region runs from base 21 to 1583 and encodes 520 amino acids. The record is from RefSeq and is a predicted model, not a curated record.
CCUGGUGUGGCGGGGAGGCGAUGGCGCGGCUCCGGCCGGGCUGUGCGGCUCUGCUGUUGCUGGCGCUGCUGCUGUGCUGGCCGCGGCCGUGCCCGGGCGGGCGGGCGCCGCACGUGGUGCUGGUGCUGGCAGACGACCUGGGCUGGCACGACGUGGGCUGGCACGGCUCCCGCCUGCGCACGCCGCACCUGGACACGCUGGGCGCGGGGGGCGUCCGCCUGCAGCGCUACUACACGCAGCCCCUGUGCACCCCGUCCCGCAGCCAGCUGCUCUCCGGCCGCUACCAGAUUCAUACAGGUUUACAACAUCAAAUAAUUUGGCCUUGUCAACCCAACUGCCACCCACUGGAUGAUAAACUCCUGCCAGAACUGCUAAAGGAAGCAGGAUAUGUUACCCAUAUGGUAGGGAAGUGGCAUCUAGGCAUGUAUAAAAAAGAGUGCCUUCCAACCCGCAGAGGAUUUGAUACAUACUUUGGCUAUCUUCUUGGAAGUGAAGAUUAUUAUUCUCAUGAGCAUUGUGUAUUCAUCAGUGCAAAGAAUGUAACACGCUGUGCCCUUGAUUUUCGAGAUGGAGAAGAAGUUGCAGCUGAAUUUAAAAACAAGUACUCUGCUCAUGUAUUUACAGAAAGAGCUAUUGAUCUUAUUGCCAGCCAUAAGACUGAAAAGCCUCUCUUUCUCUACCUUGCUCUUCAGACUGUUCAUGAACCUCUUCAGGUUCCUGAGGAAUACAUGAAACAAUAUGACUUCAUUAAAGAUGAGAAAAGGCGCCACUAUGCAGGAAUGGUAUCUGUUAUGGAUGAAGCUGUAGGUAACCUCACUGCAGCCCUAAAGAGUUAUGGCCUUUGGGAUAACACUGUUCUCAUUUUCUCUACUGAUAAUGGAGGACAGACACUGGCAGGUGGAAAUAAUUGGCCACUAAGAGGAAGAAAAUGGACACUUUGGGAAGGAGGAGUAAGAGGUGUAGCUUUUGUUGCAAGCCCUUUACUGAAACUGAAGGGCGUAGAAAGUCAUGAACUUAUACACAUUUCUGACUGGCUGCCAACACUUGUAAACCUUGCUGGAGGACAUAUAAAUGGCACCAAACCCCUGGAUGGCUUCGAUGUUUGGAAAACUAUCAGUGAAGGAAACCCUUCCCCCAGGCUGGAGCUGCUUCAUAAUAUAGAUCCAAUGUUUGUGGACAAUUCCCCAUGUCUUGGUAUUGACAACAGGACAUCUUUACCCCAGGAUAAUGUUUUUUCAUGGGACAAUUCACUCUUCAAUUUAUCUAUACAUGCUGCAAUUCGACAUGGAAGAUGGAAGCUACUAACUGGAUAUCCAGGCUGCAGUCACUGGUUCCCACCACCAUCUUUGGUCAGUGAGUCAAUGAUCCCUUCACCUGACCCACCAACAAAGAAUCUUUGGCUUUUUGAUAUUGUUCAGGAUGCUGAGGAGAGAAAUGAUUUGUCUGAAAAAUAUCCCGGUAUUGUGAAAAAAAUGCUCUCUCGGCUUCAAUACUAUUAUAAACAGUCUGUGCCUGUGUUCUACCCUGAUGAAGAUCCCCGGUGUGACCCAGAAGCAACUGGAGCCUGGGGGCCUUGGAUGUAGAAUACCUCACUGCAGUCUGGAAGUUAUGCCUGUGGUGAAGUCGUGUGGUAGACUCAGGGUCUUAGUCUGAUCAUUUUUAACCUUGUUUGUUUUACUCCUGUAACUGAUUUUAUCCCUUAAAUAUUCAAUUCUGCUUGGUCUUAAGAAGUAUUGGAGAUCUAAUUUUACUCCAUUUGGCGCGUUGUUAAAAUCAUAAAUCUGUUGUUUGGCUAUUGUUUGUCGGUGACAUCUCUCUAAAUUGGUACCUUCUUCACUACCGCUUCAGCUAGAAAGUUCUAAUGAGUCAUAGAGGCAGGACCAUCCAGACUUCAAAUAUGAAAGGAGGAAUUAAUUAUUGAUUUUAUGCCUGCCACAAGACAAAUCUUACUAGUGGAAGACACUCUAUAGUAAAGAAACAGAUAAAGAAAACAGGUGUGACUUUGUUUUUUCACCUUUUCCAUGUAAAUCUGACCCUCAGUAGGAAUGCUUAGAAAUCUGUAGGAGGACAGACCUCUUCUCACAAUACUGCAAAAUACCUAACUAUCCCCAUCGUCAUUGUUACCAUAUAGCGGAGCAUUCCUCUGAUUAAUUGCUGAUCUCACUUCUUUGGGGAUAUUCCAUUAUUAUUAACAGCAACCAUUGUCUUUAUCUAAAAGCAGACUCUGAGUUUAUGAUGAAAUCAAGACAAGCACUCCCUGUGGGCCACUUAGCAAAUUGCUAGAGUGGCCAAGUACCUAAGGGCCCCUAUACAUGUGCAUUGAGGCUGCUCUGACAUGCUGUAAUUACAGCACGUUGGAGCAGACUCAAUUAAUAGAAACGUGGUAAUUACUGUGCUCCAACAGACUCCAGAGUCAUGUGUAUCAGCAUCCCUGCACUGAACAAUGAUGGCAGGGGUGCUUUAACUAAAGCUCAUUUGACGAGCUUUAGUUAAAGCACCUCCCCACCAUUUUUCAGUGCGGGGAUGCUGAUGCAUGUGAUGCUCCAGGUGCUUUAAUUAUAGUCGCUCUCAGAGCCACUCUAGCUAAAGCACCCCACUCUCCUCCCAGCCUCCUGGAGCACGUGUAUAAACGGCCUAAGUAUGUUAAGCCUCUGGACUCUGAGGGUGCAUGUACACAUACUCUUGGUAGCCCCUCUAAUUAAAACACCCGCAGUGUCUCAUGUAUUCAGUGUCCCAUGUUUCAAAAUGGCAGCUGGAGCACUUUAACUAAAGCUCAUUUGACGAGCUUUAGUUAAAGCGCCCCCACCGCCAUUUUGAAACGUGGGGAUGCUGAAUACACAAGACACUGCAGCACACUGGAGCGUUCUGAUUAGAAUGCUCCAGCACUCUCAGUUAAUUGAGUCUGCUCUGACACGUUCUAAUCAGAACACGUCAGUGCACAUGUAAAGGCACCCUGACUUUUCAAUCUUUGGCUAUUUAGGCAUAUUUUUGGGGUGCCAAUCCUCUGUCUGGCACCCUAUCCUGGGGAUUGAAAUCCACAGUCCAGCUGCUCAUCUUCAGCAUUCAAUAUUGAGUUCUCAUACUCCCAUGAUAGCUUAAACACUCCUUUUCCCAAAAUCUCACCAAAGAUUUAAGCCUUCUGGUUUAUAGCUUGGCUCUCCAGGAAGCAUGUGGUAAUUGUUAUGAAGCAGACCCCUGGACCCUUGACAAACAGGUUUUGCUCAGAAUUUGUAAACUGUUGCUUUACUUAAAAGAAAACAGAAGAGGAUACAGAACAUAAGGAAACAACACAUUUCAUAAAUGCAGUCCCCCUCUCUAACUCACUCUUCUCUCAGGGUUAUUUUGGGGUGGUCCAGAAGUUCUCUGCUAUAAUGUAUGGUUUGUUUCUCCAUUCUGGAAUCUUACAAUUCAACUUCUCUUUCCUUACAUAGCUUUGUCUGGUAGUGAAAGUAAGCCUCGCUGCUAUAGAAGCAUGCUUGAACACUCCUUCUGCCGUACUCUUCUGUGUCUUAUGAAUCCUUCCCCCUGAGUCCUAAUUAAACCCACCCUCUGUCUCUGUCUUGUUGCUGGUUUUUUUCUAUUUUUUUUCCAUUUUUCCCCUUCCCUUCAGGCUAGGGGAGGAAGUGUCUUUCCCCAGAUUGUGCACCCCAUUAUCCCAAGAUGAUUCACUUUCAUUAAGUGACUGGGUUCUAACAGCAAUUCAUGCGUACUUGCUGACAGCAAGGCUUGUUGGCAAAAGGAACACUCUGACUGAGGUAUUCAUGUUGUAUUGUCCAGCCAUUUUCAGAAUGGCAACUGCAUAAUAAUUUAAUAAUUCCAGCCAGAGUUCAGAAGGUGGAACGACUAUUCCUUAAAACAUGACCCUUCAUUUUACAUUACCCUUUUAAACUCUUUUCUUCCUUGUACUUCAUGGCACAACACUGCAGUCUUGAGCUUCUGGUGCAAGAAGAUGAACUAUCCUGCUCUGUACUUUAUCAACCAUAGCAUGAGGCAGAAGAUGGACUCUCUUAGUUACUGUGUCAGCUUUGACAAAAGUUCCUGAUUUCUGUUAAUAUCUCUGGAAAAUCUUAUAUAUCAUAUCCCUUUUUUUAAACAGUAUUACCAAUUACCUCAUUCAAACCAAUGUAAUGAUUUAUACUUGUCAACAACUUUUAACAUUUCAAUGAAAAUGAAAGCUUGAAUGUUCUUGUUCUGAUUUUGUGUCAAUAUAAAUAGAAUUUCUUUAGAAAUUUGUGACAAUAGGACAAGAGAUGAGUGUGGCUCCUAUAUUAUAUUUUUAAAUGUAUUUCUAUCUAUUGUUAUGCAUUAAUUUAUAUGAACAGAGGGUAGGAAUAAAAUACUUGUUAUGAAAAGAAGA